AUAGCUGUUGUGGCACUGGUGACAAGCGGCGACAGGAGGAUAUAUGCGCUUCCUGGGCAGCUGGCUGACGUGGAAAUGGUGUAUGGAGGUGAAUACGGGGAUGAAGACGAGGAGCCUCAGAUUUCUGCCGCCAUGAAGCUUCCUGUCGAAUUAGUCCAGCAGGUGUACCAACACCUAUUGCCGGGAGGAUGGUGGAGCAGCAUGACGAGCAUCCUAUCACCUAUGAGAUCUACACCAAUGUCGAACCUAAGUCGCGAGAGUAUCAUGGGCAAGUGGCUUUCGAGAGAAUGCAGCCUCUUGAGCUUGGAGAAAUCUGCCUUUGUUGAAGUUGGCUGUACAGACUUCAGCGCUGCUGUGCCUGGAUCGAUGCCGGGAGAUAUGCGUGGAGCGAUGAAUUUUACAGUGAGCCUGUGCGGCAGGUUCUUGAUGGCUGUGCAUGGCCGCAUUGCUUACAUAUAUGAGCUGAAUCAUGUGUGUUUUCCAGAGAGGUUGCUGUGGUCGCUUCCGAUUCGGCGCAGACAGGGGCUGCCACUGGGAUUGCUGCGUCCGGUGGCAAGGAUAUUGUGUCCGAGGAGAGUGAUUUCUUGCAGUAUGGAUACUUCUUCUGAGAGAUAUUCUGUGGCGUUUCUGAUGGAGGGCCGGGUUGGGAUGGUUUGCGAUAUCACGACUGAGAGGACGGGGAGUUCGAGUCCUGCGUCGAGCUCGGCCAAGGCAAAUGAACCAACGGCAGCAGCAGAACCUGGAUCUGGAUCUGGAUCUGGAUCUGGAUCUCGAGUAUCGUCUGUAUCGGUAAUGUCUUUAUCAUCGUCGACGCAAUGCAUUUGCCAAGAGCGACUGGUAUGUUACCUUGUGCCACUAGAAGAUGGUCCGAGAUCGCUAUAUCGCAAUGUCUGCCAUCCAGAUGAUCCUCCGCGAGCAGUUGCCAUCUGCCCUCAGAGAAAAUGCGUGGCUUUUGGAUGUGGUUCCGGUAUUGAGCUGCACUGGGUUGAUGCCAUGACUGGCCAGAAUCUCAGUCGAUGGUUUCCACUUACAUCUCCAAGCGACUUUCUCUAUUUCCUGCCGCCACGAAGGGGAGUAGACACACCGAGGAAACUGAGACUGAUCAGCUCAGCCGCUGGCCUGGGCAAUCCUAUGGACCUACUAGAUGGAAUUCUUCACGGAUUCAGCACGUCGCUAUUGGGAUCAGGGAGCACAGCGAUAGUGUCGUCGCUGGAUUCCGAGCCUUGGCAUGCGCGGCGUGAAUAUGGAAUCCCUUUUGCGGCCAGCGGAUCGAGCCAAGAUGUCGAUGUGGAUCAGGACGAAGAUCUCUUGAGUACGAAUGUACCACAAGAUAGCCCUAUUCGGCGGCUGGCUGCUGCGAGUGCCGACCAUUUUCGUGCGGUGCCGUUGAGUGACGGUUACCAUAUCCUCUUUACCGACCCUCGUACUGGAAACCUAUGUUUGGGGUCUGAUGCUCCUGUAGGCUCUCUUACUCGUCUCCUUCGUAAGAUCUGGUUUCGCCCUCCCCAACAAGCGUAUUCACCUGCACCGCUAUUGUAUGCUGUUGGAGCUGAUACGAGACAUGGUGUUCGUGUCGUCGCGACCUUUGCGGCCCGACGACGAGAAGAAUUUUUCGGGGUUUCUGAUAUAGGCGUAAGAAGAUUUGAUAAUAGGGACUCUGGGAAACAGCUUCUUGUUUUUUAUACAGUUCCGCCGGAUAUCUUCUACGAUAUGCGUCGGGCAGACUCUGAGGCUAGAUCUACGGGAUAUCACUCUCCUGAAGAUCGGGAACCAGGACGCUCCGAGUCAAGAUACAGCCCCGUCGACAUAUUCAGCGACCCUUUUGAGGAGAACUCGGUUUAUCCAAUGGAGAUACAUGGACAUGUGGUGGCGACUUGCGGGAACCUUACAGAAAUUGCACUAAACUCUUCGCCAGACUUGAUAAUCUGGGCCUUUGCCGCGGAAGGAUGGGCUAAGACUUGGGUAUUGGAUAUCGGGAGACGGACACCUAUCAUGCGGUCUGCUGCUCAACGAGACGGGAGUAUUAGACAAGUUGAUGCUGAUGGCGAUGUCAUCAUGACUGACUCUUUGCCUUCUCUGGACUCGUCCUCGGAGAUGAGUUCCCUAGAUUUUAACCUCUUUGAUGGCGCCCCGAUCAGCGACACGCGUGGCGAGCUGGUGGUGUCAAAGACAACGACGGUACGGCGCUGCCAUGGCAAGAGGCAUCGUGUGCGGGGGGACAUUUAGCAGAUGCAGGAUCAUAUGGAUGAUACUCUGAGUAUAGACUUGGUGGAAGAGGUGGGUAGUAUUACGAGGUUGAAUGUUGAGCUCUUGUCCUAGACGCGGGCAUAACUCUGUUGGAGGAUUGAGCUUGGAGUUGUUAUUAUGAUUAUGCUGG
Trichoderma asperellum CBS 433.97 is the source of this 2377-nucleotide messenger RNA. RefSeq lists its product as uncharacterized. The record is from RefSeq and is a predicted model, not a curated record. Lineage: Eukaryota; Fungi; Ascomycota; Sordariomycetes; Hypocreales; Hypocreaceae.